Molecule: messenger RNA, 453 nt
Organism: Staurois parvus
Lineage: Eukaryota; Metazoa; Chordata; Amphibia; Anura; Ranidae
Source: the annotation of a GenBank genome assembly
AAGCAGAUUGGCCAAUUUUUUAGAACCUAUUUUAGGAUGAAUUCCCCUGGCCUGGCUGAAUACCCUGACUUUUUUGCAGUUUGCCUUAUCUUGCUUUUGUCAGGAUUGUUGUCUUUUGGAGUCAAAGAAUCUGCCUGGGUGAACAAGGUGUUCACAGCUAUCAAUGUGCUUGUCCUCUUGUUUGUAAUGAUUGCUGGGUUUGUGAAAGGAGAUCUCCAUAACUGGAAGAUAACAGAGUCGUUUCUCCAGAAUAUCUCUGCUCCACCAGGAAAUUUUGUGUACUAUGAAAAUGUGACAAGUAAACACGGUGUUGGAGGUUUCAUGCCAUAUGGAAUGACUGGGAUGCUGGCUGGAGCUGCUACUUGCUUCUACGCCUUCGUUGGAUUUGACUGCAUUGCAACAACCGGGGAGGAAGUACGGAAUCCACAGAGAGCAAUACCCAUUGGAAUUGUG